This is a messenger RNA of Penicillium concentricum, 1482 nucleotides long. RefSeq lists its product as uncharacterized. The record is from RefSeq and is a predicted model, not a curated record. Lineage: Eukaryota; Fungi; Ascomycota; Eurotiomycetes; Eurotiales; Aspergillaceae. The coding region runs from base 1 to 1482 and encodes 493 amino acids. The transcript is spliced from 2 exons.
AUGUCUAUCGAAACACUCCCAAAGUUAAUCAAGUCCUACCUCGACAAAGAAGACCCCUCAAACGCCGUUGAUGAAAUCCUACGUCUAACUGAAUACCUGAUCCUGUCCAACCAUCUCACCGAGGCCCAUCUGAUUGCCUCGGCCGUGUACAGACUGGUAACAGAUUUCAAUUUCACCGACAGGAGCGACGGUGAUGACAUCGGGGUAUACACUCGUAUCACUCUAGAGAUCUUUUGGACUGUGAACCAAUCGACUUUCCCCCGACCCAAGAGGGCACUGGCUCCCGGUGGGAAGAACUCUGAAACCUGGGUAUCCAACCAGCAAUGGGGUAAAUACCGAGAAUGUACCCGUACGGGAUGGAUGUUGGAGCACGUUGGGCUCGCCGAGCCAGAGAAUCCCUCUAUCUGGCGCGAGACGGACGACCCAGCCAUGCUGGCGAUGUGUGUGCGACUGCUCGCGAAAACAACCACCCCGUGUACUUACCCGCCGGACAAUUUAGCACGGGAAGCACUCAAGGCAGCGCAAAAGUUCUAUUCAACACCGGAUAUACCAGCGGAAGUGUGUGGCCGGGGCCCCGACAAGCCAAAAAGACAGUCGUAUUUACUGUAUCGGCGGUUGGUUGUCGAGCUCGCGAUUCGCUUGGGCGAAAUGCAAACAGCAGCAGAUAUCCUUGGCCAAGGGCUAAGGCAGGAUUCAUUUCCUAAUGGGGGCUCGUUGGAGGAAUUUUUGAUGGUGCCUGGUAUCUAUGAUGUCUUGCCUCUCUUAGCUCGUGGUGGGAAGGAAAGCAAUCCUUUCUUCAUUCCCAAGGAGGACGCAGUGGUGAUGGUGAGGGAGAUAACCGCUGCGUUGGAGCUACGGGCUGAGCAUGGGAGACAGUGGGAACUGCAUCCAUCUAAGGUUGGAUGGAGGGAGUUGUUAAAUCGACUUGCUGAGGGGACAUGGAAAGCCCACCCCAAAGAGUGUCAGGAGAUGGAAAUAACGCAUCCCAUGGAUCUCCUGUACGAGCCUGCCACGGAGGAGGAGAUCGCGGCAGCAGAGGAAAAAGUUGGUCAACUACCCGCUGAUUUAAAAGAUAUGGUUCGAGUGGCAAACGGAUUCCUGGGCGGCUGGCACUUCUUCGCAGGUGGUAUGUCGGGCAUUCAAUCGAUCAGAAUAGAUGAAGGUGAGAAUGCAGACCCUGGCUAUAUGCAUUUCGAGGAGGAGAUGGGAGAAUUUGAGUACGAGAUGAUCCAACUUGAGGCCAGCACCGUAUGCGAUGGAUACAGUCAUUUCAUUAUUCCUCCUAGGUGUUGGAAGGAGGGUAGGAAGCAGGAGGGGGUAGAAGUCAAGGACGGCGAGUAUCGGUAUUGGUAUCACGCAUCUUGGAGCGGAGUCACUCACUGGAACUCCGUGAGGGACUUUGUUUGUCACUGCGUGGAGGAGGUCGAGGAGAUGAUUGAGAAGGGCGUAGAGGAGGAUUUCGAACCAAGCUCGGAUUUUUAA